This is a messenger RNA of Rhincodon typus (whale shark), 4057 nucleotides long. RefSeq names its product RPA-related protein RADX-like. Gene Ontology annotation, molecular function: single-stranded DNA binding. Bases 180 to 2852 code for a protein of 890 amino acids. Gene Ontology annotation, biological process: regulation of DNA repair. Lineage: Eukaryota; Metazoa; Chordata; Chondrichthyes; Orectolobiformes; Rhincodontidae. Gene Ontology annotation, cellular component: replication fork. The record is from RefSeq and is a predicted model, not a curated record. The transcript has 16 exons.
CCGUUGAGAUUGGUUCCGCUGACAGUUCCGCCAUUCUGUCAAAACCGGAUCCAGCUACUGAGACUUUCACUACACGAAGACAGCCACAGGAUUCAAUGCUGGAAUUGUUUAAGAACAGUCACAGCAGAUUGUGAGCUUCAGUGACAUUUCCAAUCUUGCUGCGUGGAUGAGUUGAGGUGAUGUUGGCUGAGCUGGGCAACAGUUCUACCCCCAGCGUUAGCUUCGAAGGUGAUGCAGAGGAAAGGGACAAAUCUGUACUUGUCUCCCUUCUGGAGCAGCUCACAAAUUCCACCGUCUUGUGUCCUGUGUUUCUCGACACCCCUGAACUUGUGGUUGUUGUGUCCAUCCAGCGAUACCUGAGAGACCCUGGGAAUGAGGAGGGGUCCCAAUCAGCUUCCGGCUACUUUUUCGAUGUGACGGUGACUGAUCAGAUUUCUCAGGUGAAGUGCCACUUGGCUCCUGUCCUGAACUCCCUGGUUCACUGGAACUGCCUGAGAGUGGGCCGUGGGAUUCACCUCACACGCUGCAGCCUGGUGCAUGAUGAGAAGAGGCUGAACCGAUGCUUCCUGCAGAUUGAGGCGCUGGAGCUGGUGGCUGCAGAAUGCAAUCCCAGUUUGAGUAUCCCUUCCCCGAGCAUCGAGCCCCUCCGCAGCUUGACUACAUCCCAGAGGGGGAGGGAUCUUCUGAGGACUUUGCAGAUGGAAACCCCCUUGAAAGGGGGACGGCUUCAUUAUUUACCCUUGUGGAAUAACAAUGACCCGUAUGGCAGAGAAUGGGCUGGCCCCAAGACACCGCCAUUUCCAAAUGUCCCUCUUGAAGGCUUAGGACUCAUUUCUCUCCAACACUUGUCAAUGACCUGGAGAGCAAAAGUUGGAUUUCCACAUCUUCUCGUGCGAAUAAUGCACAAGUCCAGGUUACGCUACUAUGGACGGCCCCAAACAAAGGUGGACUUUCCAUAUCAGGCCUACUUUGAAGUAGCUGAUCAGUCGGGUAUGAUGCCACUGGUCCUGUGGAACUCCUUGUGCCCUGAAUGGUACCAGUCCCUGCACGUUGGCACAGUUCUCCUGCUGCACCGGUACUCAGUUAAACAAAGUUACCAGAGGAGAACCUGGGCCACUCCAUGUGACCCACAGAUAAAGAGCCUUAGAACCAUAGAGAUCUGCCUCAAUCCACGAGACCCUCGUGCUGAAAUCCAGAUUGUACCACCUCAGCAAGUCAAAGCAGAGUGGAGGUUACCUGACAUUAAAUACAAUUUUAUCACGAGGCUAGAGCUGGAUAAAUUGCCCGAGGGGUUCACAUGUGAUGUUAUUGGACUUGUCAUCUUUGUGGGAAGAUGUCAGAGAAUAAGAAAGGAAGACAGUAGUGAGGAUUUCUACUCGUACCGCUGGGUGCAUGCUAUAGAUGGUAGCACUGAGCAACCUUUUGUCCUGGAACUUUUUGCAACUUCACAGCCAGAAACCUUUCAACAGAUUCAUCCAAUGACUUACUUGGUGUGUACCCAGAUGAGGGUGGUUCGAGAAUUACGACCCAGUGGAGUGAUGUUGAAUGUUCCCUACCUCACCACCUCCAAUGAAAGUCAGAUCUUUAUCUCAGGGUAUCACAAAGGUCAGCCGUACACAAAGGACCCAAAAGUACAGGGCUUCAUCCAGUGGGUAAAAGGGCAGCGUGAGAACGAUGUGAUGAAGCGGUCUGUAAUCGGUGGUUACUAUUCCUUCCCUCCGGCCCCGAACCUAUUUCAGGAAUACUGUAAAAAUUUGGAUGCUGAGGCUCUCUUGACCUCCACCAGUGAACUGAAGAAGGAGAUUGAAAGUUUGCAUUAUAGAGAGCAUAAGAGGUUUAUACUUCAGGGAAUCAUCGUUGCUGUUGAAUACAUCUGUCACACAGAUCUGGCUGCGAGAUUGAAAGCGUUCCCUGUGCAGGAAGUUGACGCUUUUGUGGGCUCGUCUUCGCAACCCAUCAGACAUCUGGACAGCCCAGAGAAAGACACCAGGGUCACCCGGCAAACAGAGCAGCUAUGUGUAAAUCCAGCAAGGCGUCAUCAGAGACAGUCAACACCAGUGUUUAACCGCUACUCAUUGAGGAAGAAGUUGUCAAAUCCACCAAUGGGCAUGCUGAAGAAGAAAAGGAAGAUGAGCCAACAGAGGGUCCUGUCACCAAAAAGGCCAGCUGCUGUGCAAGAUGCUGAUGUAGCAGCGAGCACCAAAGGAUUUUCCCCCGGUGCAGAACUGCCUGUGCCACCUGACAAAGAUGAUCAUGGAAGGUGUAAUGCAGGGAAUUCAACUGAUGGCAACUCAAAAUAUACAUGGAAAAGCCCUACCUGGUCAGAAAUCAGAGAACACCUGUCAGAGCACUUGCAUUUUGGCCAGCUUCUUUCCGAGAGCAUUCCACAAAGAUUUGUCUACAAACAUCGAGAUUUCCUAAUGCAGCAGCAUAACCUUCAGGCUGCAGUGUGCAGCCCAGUUCCAGCAGUCUCCAAGAUGGAGCUUCAGAGCUUUGCAUCUGCCUGUUGCCAUGACUACUACACCGUGACGAUAGUUGGUGUCAAUCACCAGGUAGCAGUCGAUGUUGUGUUUCUCCCGGUUUUGAUGAGUCGUGACAGUCACCGCAUUUUGGGGCUAUCGAUGGAAGUUCACGAUAACGCCCUAGCCUCGGUUAUGGCUAGUGGUUACAUUUGUGACAAACAGACUGCAGAUAACAAUCAGCUGAAAGAGAUGCCUUCCUGUCAAGAUCAGAUUAUAAAGACAGCAGCUGACCUGGACAAUACACGUGUGAUCUGUAUCCUGGAUGUGUACCAUCAUGGUGAGGGCAAGUCUGAAGUGAUUCUAAACAAAGUAUACAGAAUGACAGAUUGAAAUCAUCUAACACCAUUUUGAGAAGUUCAUUUCAACAAUAUGCAUUCCCUUUCAUAGAUUUAGAACCUGUAUUUACUUCUCCAGGAACUGUUUGAGAAUGACAACCUCAGCUUGAAGACUUCACAGUAUUUUAUCAUAAAUAUAUGCUAUAGUAGUCUAUUUAAUAUAAACUUUCACCAGUGGGUGUGUACAUAUUCAAACUUUUCUUUCAAAUAAAUCUAUGGAUAAAAUCUGGUCUCCUAGAGUUAACAACGGCGUGUUUUGAACGGCACACUUUUGCAGUUAUCAGUGAAGUUAUCAAUGUCUGUGUGCCAGCAUAUGACAGGCAUCUAAAAUCAACUCUUUGCAAUAGAUUAGGACAAUCAGAUUCUCACCUCCUUGUUUUUUAUGGCAUCCCGCUGCCAAACUGUUUGGGGAAACUAAAAUUCAAGAUGUUACAACUGAUUUCAAACCCAGCUCUGUAUUUUUAGAGCUUUUCUCCCUCGGUGGUGAAUGUGCCUGAGUGUUAGCAGCAGAGGCUGGGUGGGAACUCUGCUUAACUACUGAUAUGUCAAAGACAGACCAUAGACCAAAGAUUGCUGGUCAAGGACAUGCUGUGUUAGACUUCAUGUUCCUGGAAGAUUGCAGCUGCAAAGAAAAACACUGAAAUCUUGAAAACACUCAAUACAAACCAUACUACUUCAUUGUUGCCUGUUACUGGACUCAGUAUUGACCAAUGCACUGUAGCUACAAUAUGUACGAUCUACAACUUGUCAUUCCCAACCCCCACUUCAACAUCGCCACUCAGUCAUGUAACUUUUACCACUGCAGACCAGAUUAGAAAUGUGAGUGGACUGCCAUCACUUCCAAGUUCUACACUAAGGCAUGUACUACCUGACUCAGCAAUCAGUCUCCUUCCUUCAUUGUAACUGCUUUGAAAUCCUGGAAUUCUCUACCUUAUAUCUCAAUAGGAGAACCGUUAUCACAGAGCCAGCAGCAACUCAAGGAGAAAGGCUUGCCAUUUCUCAGAGUAGUCAAUGUGGUCUUGCCCCCAGUAGGUAACAUCCCAAGAACUAAUUAAAACUCAGUUCAGUUGUAAGCUCUCCAUUUGGAAUGCAACACAUUCUUACAACCUUGUGAUGAUCUGCCUGAGGAAUGAAGGCUCUAAAAAUCAAUUUGAAUUCAUUUUCCUUUCCAAUGUGCAGCACGAUUAUAAAUAUUCUUUC